UCGGGCCGGCUUUUUGUUUUGCGUUGCCGAGCAACAAAAUAUCAAAAGUUCAGUUAAUUUGUUGAAUUCUUCCAAACAAAUCGAAGCGACUGUCGACAAAAAACUAAUUUUCCCCCGAAAGUGAAUUUUAAAAUCCUAAAUCAUGGGAGAAACUGAAAAAAUUGAGGUGCGCGACAUAACACGCAUCGAGCGCAUUGGCGCCCAUUCGCAUAUACGCGGCCUUGGGCUGGAUGAUGUUCUGGAGGCACGUGCUGUAUCCCAGGGCAUGGUGGGUCAGAAGGAUGCACGACGUGCCGCCGGAGUUGUAGUUCAAAUGGUGCGCGAGGGAAAAAUCGCUGGACGCUGUAUUUUACUUGCAGGCGAGCCCAGUACCGGUAAGACAGCUAUUGCAGUGGGCAUGGCUCAGGCAUUGGGCACUGAAACACCAUUUACAAGCAUGUCUGGAUCGGAGAUUUACUCUCUGGAGAUGAGCAAAACAGAGGCGCUAUCGCAAGCACUACGCAAAAGCAUCGGUGUGCGUAUCAAGGAAGAAACAGAGAUUAUAGAGGGCGAAGUGGUCGAAAUUCAAAUUGAACGCCCCGCAACGGGCACCGGACAAAAGGUGGGCAAAGUCACACUUAAAACGACCGAAAUGGAAACCAACUACGAUCUGGGCAACAAAAUCAUUGAAUGUUUCAUGAAAGAGAAGAUUCAGGCCGGCGAUGUCAUAACCAUAGACAAAGCCUCUGGCAAAGUGAACAAGCUGGGUCGCAGCUUUACACGCGCUCGCGACUACGAUGCCACUGGAGCACAGACACGCUUUGUGCAGUGUCCCGAGGGGGAACUGCAGAAGCGCAAGGAAGUGGUGCACACAGUUACGCUCCACGAGAUCGAUGUGAUCAACAGUCGCACUCAUGGCUUUUUGGCUCUGUUUUCGGGAGAUACUGGCGAAAUCAAGCAGGAGGUACGUGAUCAGAUCAAUAACAAGGUACUGGAGUGGCGUGAGGAGGGCAAAGCCGAAAUUAAUCCAGGCGUCCUGUUCAUUGACGAAGUGCACAUGCUGGACAUAGAGUGCUUCUCAUAUCUCAAUCGCGCCCUAGAGUCGGAUAUGGCACCAGUCGUAGUUAUGGCCACCAAUCGUGGAAUAACUCGAAUUCGCGGCACCAAUUACCGCAGUCCACAUGGCAUACCCAUCGAUCUGCUGGAUCGCAUGAUCAUCAUACGCACCGUUGCAUACACUGAAAAGGAGGUAAAGGAGAUACUCAAGAUACGCUGCGAAGAGGAGGACUGCAUCAUGCAUCCCGAUGCUCUGACCAUUCUAACACGCAUCGCCACCGAUACAAGUCUGCGCUAUGCCAUACAAUUGAUAACCACGGCCAAUUUAGUUUGUCGUCGUCGCAAGGCAACCGAAGUGAACACGGAGGACGUUAAAAAGGUUUACUCUCUAUUUCUGGAUGAGAAUCGCUCGAGUAAAAUACUAAAGGAGUAUCAGGAUGAUUACAUGUUUAGCGAGAUCAGUGAGCAUGAGGAGGAAGCCGCAGCUGUUGCUGGUGGAGGGGCCAAACGCCGUUUAGACACUGGAGACGGCGAUGCUCAGGCCAUGGAGCAUUAGUUUGUAAUCGCCAGAAACUCGCACAUUCUAUCAUCAUUUACUGAAUAACAGAAAUAAAUAUGUUUACAAAAGCACUGUAUCUUAAA
Molecule: messenger RNA, 1677 nt
Organism: Drosophila montana
Lineage: Eukaryota; Metazoa; Arthropoda; Insecta; Diptera; Drosophilidae
Gene: rept
Product: RuvB-like helicase 2 rept
Exons: 1
Coding region: 143-1591 (482 amino acids)
Biological process (GO): chromatin remodeling; regulation of transcription by RNA polymerase II; box C/D snoRNP assembly
Cellular component (GO): R2TP complex; Ino80 complex; NuA4 histone acetyltransferase complex
Molecular function (GO): DNA helicase activity; ATP binding; ATP hydrolysis activity
Source: RefSeq, a predicted model, not a curated record